GCGGAAAUAUGUAAGAAAUCGGCAUUGGAAGCGCUCUGCUCUCCAUUUUCACUCUUUUAGUUCUUGCUUAAGAAUCGCGACCUCCAUUUUCACUUUACGCUUAUCAAGGAAUUGUCAUGGCUAUUCUCAAUCUCUCCCAUUUUCUUACAAUCCCUCCUCUCCUUCUCUUUCUCUCCCAUUUUCCCCAUUUUUCUUCAUCUUCUCACCAUCAUGGCAACUAUGAAACUGGGCAUCAAAUCCGAAGCAUUCCAUCGCGAAGGCCAGACCUGGAUUUGCUCCAGUGGGCUGCCCAGCGAUGUGGCGGUGGAAAUUGGAGAUAUGUCUUUCCAUCUUCAUAAGUUUCCUUUGCUUUCUAAAAGUGGGUUUCUAGAGAAGCUUAUAGAGCAGCUUCCCAGUGAGGAUGGAUCCGGUUGUGUCCUGCAACUUCAUGAUAUUCCUGGUGGAGCUAAAGCUUUUGAACUCAUUGCUAAAUUCUGCUAUGGUGUGAAAAUAGAGCUCACUUCUUUAAACAUAGUCAGCCUUAGAUGUGCAGCAGAGUACCUGCAAAUGACUGAAGCCUAUGGAGAAGGGAACUUAGUUACUCAAACAGAGAUUUUCCUUAACGAAGUCUUUGGCAACUGGACGGAUACCAUAAAAGCUCUUGAGACUUGUGAAGAAGUAGGAUCAUAUGCAGAGGAGGUUCAUAUCGUGUCGAGAUGUAUCGAUUCCUUGGCUGUCAAAGCUUGUGCAGAUCCACAGUUGUUCAACUGGCCGGUGAGGGGACAGGAGAACAUCCAAAGCCCCAAAGGAACCGUUCUAUGGAAUGGGAUAUCUUCGACGACGAAGCCACAGCCUACCGGUGAUGAUUGGUGGUAUGAAGAUGUGUCAUUUCUUAGAUUUCCCCUAUACAAGCUUUUGAUUUUGUCUGUUGAAGCUAAAGGAUUGAAGGCGGAGAGUAUAGCUGCAUCAUUAAUACAUUAUACUAAGAAGAACAUCCCCUUGAUAAACAAUCAAUUAAGCUUCAAUGAUUUGAACCAUGUUGGCUCAGGAACGGCCGUUUCGACAAACUCCGAGGCAGAUCAAAGGGUCCUACUCGAGGAGAUUGUGGGCUUGCUCCCGAAUGUGAAGGGUGUCACCACCACCAAUUUCCUGCUUAGGCUUCUCAGAACUGCUAUGAUAUUGCAUGCUAGUCCAUCAUGUAGGGAAGUUUUAGAGAAAAAAAUAGGCAGUCAAUUGGACCAAGCUCUGCUUGGAGAUCUCCUCAUACCCAACAUGGGAUAUACAGUGGAGACUCUUUAUGACAUAGACUGCAUCCAGAGAAUUCUUGACCAUUUCAUGUCCUCAUACCAUUCUGCAACUGCAUCUUCUCCUUGCAUAGUUGAAGAGGGACAGUUGGUCAGUGGAACGGAUAUGCUGACUCCGAUGACAAUGGUGGCAAGUCUGGUGGAUGGAUAUCUUGCAGAGGUCGCUCCCGAUGUUAACCUGAAGCUGCCGAAAUUUCAGGCACUUGCUGCUGUGAUCCCUGAUUAUGCCAGGCCAUUGGAUGAUGGAAUUUACCAUGCCAUCGAUGUGUACCUAAAAGCCCAUCCUUGGCUUUCAGAUAUAGAGAGGGAGCAACUGUGCAGAUUGAUGAAUUGCCAGAAGCUCUCUUUAGAAGCCAGCACGCACGCAGCUCAGAACGAGAGGCUACCGCUUCGAGUAAUCGUCCAAGUCCUUUUCUUCGAGCAGCUUCGCCUCCGCACAUCAAUCUCAGGUUGGUUCUUUGUUUCUGACAACCUCGAGAACUCGCAACAUCCGAAUGGAAAUCUUGGACUCCCCAAGAACGAUUGUUCUCGGCCAAUGGACUCUGCCGAGCAAGACAAAGAAGGGGGCGACCAUGAUGUAAAAGAUAGAGUUUUGGAGCUUGAACGGGAGUGUCUAGGCAUGAAAAUGGAGCUCGAAAAACUGGUUAAGACGAAGAAAAGUUGGAGCCUUCUUCCCAAAAAACUGGGUUUCAGAAGAAAAUCACAGCCUUGCAUCCCAAAGCCAGGUGAUAUAAAGGAACAGACUUCAUCUGUGAGUGAUCAAAAUAAUGAAAAUGGUGAUGUGGGUCAGUGAGUAGUUGAGAGUUAGUUCAUAGAGGGAAUAUAAUUGACCUGUCUGUAGUUUUGUAGAAUGUGAGUGAAUUUAUUUAUCCUAGACUAUAAAUUCAUUGAUUCACACAAAUUUAUAUAUAUAAAGAAAUACAAACUAAAGU
Molecule: messenger RNA, 2215 nt
Organism: Momordica charantia (bitter melon)
Lineage: Eukaryota; Viridiplantae; Streptophyta; Magnoliopsida; Cucurbitales; Cucurbitaceae
Product: Phototropic-responsive NPH3 family protein
Molecular function (GO): protein binding
Source: RefSeq, a predicted model, not a curated record